CUAAAACCAAUACUAACUAUACUUUUACUAAAAGUGAUAUUUAUAAUAUAGCGCUAACUCAAUUAGAAUCUAUAUUACUUAAAAAUGGAACAACGCUUGCAAAUUUUCUAUCAAUGCUAAUUCCUACUCCACUUUCUGAACCUCCUUUAUACCAAAAUCAUCUACUUAAUGCUGAACUUCAAUAUGAUGUUGAACUUCUUGAAAAUAGAAUGACGAAAUUGAAUAUUUAA
Messenger RNA from Racocetra persica, 230 nucleotides. NCBI's taxonomy places the organism in Eukaryota, Fungi, Glomeromycota, Glomeromycetes, Diversisporales, Gigasporaceae. The record is from the annotation of a GenBank genome assembly.